This is a messenger RNA of Scomber scombrus (Atlantic mackerel), 1164 nucleotides long. Its product is annotated as microfibrillar-associated protein 3-like. The transcript is spliced from 3 exons. The record is from RefSeq and is a predicted model, not a curated record. The coding region runs from base 178 to 1164 and encodes 328 amino acids. Lineage: Eukaryota; Metazoa; Chordata; Actinopteri; Scombriformes; Scombridae.
GAAGGACGUGACAGAACGUGUUUGUUUCCUUUCUGCAAACAUCUGACAGGAGAAAACGGUUUAAGAAGAGACCAAAACAGGACUACAAAAGGAUUCAAGAUAUAUUUCUGCAGUGGUGCUGUUGAGCAGCAGGUUUGUCUUGUCUGGCUUUGAGCUGAAUCUGUAACUCCUUUCAUCAUGUUCUCACCCGGGAAACACCACCUGUCACACCUGCUCCUCACAGUCCUGCUGCUCGGUGGUCGGACAGCAGAUGGAGCUCAGAACAGGUCGGAGGUGGAGACGGCACCCUCUGUGCGGCUGGCUAGUGUCCACUCCAGCAGGGCCAUCGUGGCGAAGGAGGGAUCCAGCAUGCUGAUCGAGUGUAACGUGACCGGGGGCCACGAUAGCAUCAAGUGGUACAACUCUAAAGGACUUCAGCUGGGUGAUGACGCAGAUGGGAAGUGGCAGAUUCAGGAAACAGGCACCCUGAACAUCACUGCAGUCUCCUUUGCAGACCGUGGCCGCUACACAUGUGUUGCCUCGAGGGGGGGUUCUGAACCCACAAACUACACCGUUAUUCUGCGUGUUGCCCACACCGACAGCGGCCUGGGCCUGUACUAUGUCAUCGUCUGUCUGGUGGCCUUCACCAUCACCAUGAUCCUCAACGUGGCCCGGCUCUGCAUGGUCAGUAGCCACCUCAAGAAGACAGAGAGGGCCAUCAAUGAGUUCUUCCGCACUGAGGGUGCAGAGAAGCUGCAGAAGGCAUUUGAGGUCGCAAAGCGCAUUCCCAUCAUCACAUCGGCCAAGACGCAGGAGCUCGCUAAAGUGACGCAGUUCAAGACCAUGGAGUUCGCUCGUCACAUUGAGGAACUGGCACGGAGCGUCCCUCUGCCGCCGCUUAUCCUGAACUGCCGUACAGGUGUGGAUACGGAGAACCCUGGGCCUCACUCUUCAGAGCAAGUAGGGAGACAAGCUAUAGGUCCGCCCUGCUCAGAUGGAGAGGAGGAGUGUCAGGUGCUGCUGCCGCCAAGUGAAGGACAAAGGAAUGAUGAAGGUGGCGUUGACAUUAAAGUGUCAGUCCACAUGGUUUCUGAAUGUGCUGGUGUGGACGCUGUAGAAGAGAAAGUUAAUGAUGAGGAUGAGGAGGCUGCGGUGUGCCUCCCUCUGCUCACAACAAGCCCAUGA